Molecule: messenger RNA, 390 nt
Organism: Heterostelium album PN500
Lineage: Eukaryota; Evosea; Eumycetozoa; Acytosteliales; Acytosteliaceae
Exons: 1
Coding region: 1-390 (129 amino acids)
Source: RefSeq, a predicted model, not a curated record
AUGGAUAGUUGUAGAUGUUUUGAUAUUAGUUUUAAUAUUAGUAAUACAAUGCUCUGUGAAUAUUGUGUCAAUAAAUUAAAUAUAUCUACAAAAAUUCAAUUAAUUCCCAAUAAUAGCUCAACCUAUCUUGACAAUAUACCGACCAAUACUGCUUCUCAUCUGAAAAACUAUGUAAACCUUAUGGAUGAUGAGGACAAUCGGAACACUCUUAUCAACAACGAAGAACAGACAAAAUUUAGAUACGAACCUGGUUACCGAGUUGAUGACACCGAUGAAAUGCAACAAUUCAUUAAAUACAAUGAAAAAGAGAUUCCGGAUUCAUUGUGGAGUAGAAUUACCUCGGUUAUAAUGCCUUCAUAUCAACUUGUUGAUACAAAAGCUAAAAAAUAA